Schizophyllum commune H4-8 is the source of this 3050-nucleotide messenger RNA. RefSeq lists its product as uncharacterized. Gene Ontology annotation, molecular function: zinc ion binding; DNA binding; DNA-binding transcription factor activity, RNA polymerase II-specific. The coding region runs from base 281 to 2989 and encodes 902 amino acids. The transcript has 13 exons. The record is from RefSeq and is a predicted model, not a curated record. Lineage: Eukaryota; Fungi; Basidiomycota; Agaricomycetes; Agaricales; Schizophyllaceae. Gene Ontology annotation, biological process: regulation of DNA-templated transcription; DNA-templated transcription.
CGCUUGUUACAAACACCCACCAUCAAGUUGAACUUCUACUCGUUCUCGUCUCCGCUCAUUCCUACAGCGUGCUGUUCGCAUCUUCACCUUGAGCUACUUUCUGACCCGCGCACGGUCUAUGCAAAUUCAGUCUUGUUGCCGACAGAGCGCUUACAACGAAUCGACAUCGCGUACUCCCUCGUCUGCCCUGUCCCAAUAGACCUGGUCCAAUUUCGCGCGCGCUUCAUAUAGCACGGACUCUUCUCUUACGCAUUGAUUCUGAACACUCACGUUGGGCCUGAUGCCACAAGAGGCCGAUAACGAAGGCCCCAGUACGUCUGUCAACGAGCAUUCCGACCUCAAGAAGAGGAGGGCAGACAAGGCCUGUGACUUCUGCAGAAGAAGAAAAAGUCACGGCUGGCACUUGGCCUUACAAUUAAAAGGUGAUGGCGACAAGCCGUCGCGGAAGACGUGUUCUAAUUGUUCCAUGAACGGCUUGCAAUGCACUUACGGUGACACGACGAAGAGGCCAGCCGCUAACAACAGCUACAUACAAAGUCUGGAGAAGCACAAUGAGGAACUGGAACAGCGCAACAAGGUCUUGGAAGAGCGCGUCAAGGAGCUGGAGGGAACCCUUGACCGUCAUAAACUCUUGUCGCCGAGUACCGUCGUUGACAACCCCGCACCCGCUUUCGCCAAAGACUCGUCAAGUCAGGCUCCUCUCAAGUUUUCUCAAGUGAACGUGACGAAGGAGCAGUUGCGCGAGAUGGCUAGCGUCAUGCUUCGUAUAGGCACCCAAGGCCGCGAGCAUGCGUUCUUCAAGGCGCAGGCGGCCGGUGCAGAGUCAGGCGAACUCGAACUUCAGGAUGAAGAUCUUUACGAGCGCAUGCGCCUCGUCAAACUCAGCAGCUCAGCAUUCGACCAAUUCUUGGGCAACAAAUUUCUGGGCAAGAGCAGCACUGCGCAUCUCGUCCUGAAGCUCAUCAACCUCAAGAAACCUCCGAACGAACCACACAAGAUCCCCUCAUUCUACUCAAACGGGCGCCGUACCCCAUUUUGGACUGCGCAACCAUGGGAGUGCGCCCUUCUCAAGAAGGAGCCGACGUCCCAUGAUUUCCCGGAGCAAGACCUGAUGCACUCGCUCAUCGACCUGUACUAUCGUCAUGUCCAGCCCUUCUUCCCUUUGCUUCAUCGACCAACUUUCGAACAAGGCGUUGAGGCUUCCCAGUACUUUGGCGAUCAUGAUUUUGGCGUCGUCGUGCUCCUUGUCUGCGCCCUCGGCGCACAGUACUCGGACGACCCUCGGACCCUUUCUGAGGAGUAUGAUAUGGAUACGCACUCGCGAGGGUGGAAGUGGUUCUCGCAAGCGGAGAAGGUCCACAAGCCUAUAGUUGGCACGCCGACACUACUGGAAAUACAGGCGUACUGUUUGUCUGCGUUGUUCAUGCUGCCUGCAUCCAACCUCAUGACGGAGCACAUCUGGGCGCGCAUCGGUGUCGCCUUGCGGUAUGUCCAAGACGUUGGUGCCCAUCGACGGCCAAGGCAAAAGGUUCCGACUGUCGAGGAUGAGCUCUGGCAUCGUGCGACCUGGAGCCUCGUAGUGUUGGACCGAAAUAUCAGCGCUCUACUGGGCCGGAAUUGUGCCAUGCAGGACGAAGACCUCGACAUUCGCUAUCCCAUGGACGUCGACGACGAGUACUGGCAUGACGCAGACGACGCAGAACGGUCUUGGAAGCAGCCCGCGAAUAAGCCGUCGAAGGUCUCCUGCUUCGUCGCGUGCAUCAAGCUCUCACGCAUCGUCGAGAUCACUGCACGGCUCCUGUACGGUGGCAGCAAGUACGGCUGCCCAAGUCUUUUCUAUGGCGAAGGCUGGUAUCGCGAUGUGGUUCAAGAACUUGACUCCGCGCUGAACAAGUGGCACGACGAUCUACCGAAGCACUUGCGCUGGGACCCAGAGCAAUUCGACCCGGGGCUCAUGAACCAGGCAGCAUUUCUGGAUGCUUCUUACCGAGCGGCGCAGAUCUUGAUUCACCGGCCUUUCCUCACCGCUCAAGCUCAAGUGGUCAACUCGCCACUUCCGUCGCUCACUAUAUGCACGACGGCGGCGAAAACAUGCGCGCACGUCUUGGAUCAACAAAGACGGAAGACGGGUGCGGGGUUGCCUUACAUUAUGGUGCGCAUCGUCUCCUCGUUGCAUUCGAUUCGGUUCUUAGCGCUCGCACAGUAUACGGCCUCGGUGUCGGCCAUAAUAUUGCUUGUCAGCAUGUGGAGUCGUGCGAAGCCGCGUUCGAGCCGGGAACAGCUGAAGGAGCUGAACGACGUUCAAUUGCUGAUGGAAUACAUCAAGAGCAUGGAGGAUCGCUGGGUCACGGCCGGCCGCACGGCGGACGUGCUCAACGAGCUACGCUCAAUCGGUGACGCGCCCAACUCGCAACUCGGCAAGCGCGCGCACGACGGGCCUACCGAAGAGCGGCCCGGUUACCCAAAGCCUCCGCCUGCAGACUGGCAAGCUGGACCAUCGCUCCCUUCUGCUGCAAUGCAGACGCACUUGAGGAUGGAGUCCCAUCUGCCCACCGCGAGUCCACACAACGGUAUCAGCCCAAGUGGGUAUCCUCCAGUUGACAUUGCCGGAGAUGGCUCGUGGGGUAUGCCCGUAUCGAGUUCGUCUGGGCAGACUUCGAGCACGAAUACGGAGGACCUUUAUUCGGCGUGGUCUUUCGGCGACUUAGCGACAGCGCACGACCAGGAGACAGGCGACUUAGGUGCAGGCACGACCGACCUUGCGCCAAAUAUGAUGGAUCAGGAUAGCAUGGCCAUCUGGUCUUCUGUGCCACAAGCCUUUGAUCCAAACGAUUGGCUAUCUUAUCUAUCCAGCCUGUCAGAUAUGCCAGACGACCAGAAUGAUAGCCAAAGUGUACACGAUAUCAACCAGGCCUCCUCGCUGCCCUACGUCUUUCCGGAGGAAAGUGGUGUGUAUUCGUACGACAGUGCCCAGGAUUAUCGCCUGUAAUGUAGCGUACGAGGAUGUAUUGCAUACAAAGGAACAAUUUCUUAUACUUCUGGAAACUGUC